Colletotrichum navitas is the source of this 1944-nucleotide messenger RNA. Its product is annotated as TLC domain-containing protein. Gene Ontology annotation, biological process: ceramide biosynthetic process. The record is from RefSeq and is a predicted model, not a curated record. NCBI's taxonomy places the organism in Eukaryota, Fungi, Ascomycota, Sordariomycetes, Glomerellales, Glomerellaceae. Gene Ontology annotation, molecular function: sphingosine N-acyltransferase activity. The transcript is spliced from 4 exons. Gene Ontology annotation, cellular component: membrane. Bases 309 to 1751 code for a protein of 480 amino acids.
CUCCCCCCUCGACCACGAACCAAGAAGCGCCAGUGACGACCUCUCGCGCUUUGCGGAACCAAGACCUGUCUACGUCUUGCGCGCUCUCCCGUCCAAGCCCGUCUUGAUACCGAGUGUCCGCAGUCACCACGCUUUUCCAGACACGCCCACCACACAAGGUUUGGGACACGACUGGCCCCGGCGAAACCCUACGCCAACCCACGACCUAGCCGUCGCCAAGCAUCGCGCUUUGCCUCGCCACUUGGAUCGCAAGUCGGCGCCCUUCCCAGUACCUCAAUUGAGUUCCAAUUGAAGCUCAGCCGCCCAACAUGAGCGGCACCGCCAGUAAUGGGGCCUCGUCGCCAACAUUUGAGAAGCCCCUCUUGAGCCCCAUCCCACAGAUCCAACGCAACGCCAGCACCAAGCAGCUGAAGCUUAUGAACGGUCCCCUUUACCAGCAAGGCCACAACAAUGUCAAUGUCGUGCUUAUCCGAAGGGUUAGGAGGACAGACGACAGCGCCUGGAAGAUGUUGAGCCGUUGGAUGGUCGAGAACCAAAUCGGUCUCUCCUUCAAUCUCCUUGCCCUCCUCUUCCUUGCCCACUUCUUCAUCCCGAAGGCGCAGCCUCACACGGUCAAGUUCUUCACCCUGUCAUACUACAACCAGCAAACUGGCUUGUAUGGUGCCGGCCUUGGCGACUCCUGCCUCCUCGCCUUCUGUAUCGUCCUGUUUACCGGCCUCCGCGCAGCGACCAUGGAAUACGUGAUGGCGCCCUUAGCCAAGGGAUGGGGCAUUAAGAAACGAAAGGACCUCACUCGCUUCAGUGAGCAGGCAUGGCUGUUGGUUUACUACAUGGUUUUCUGGCCUUUGGGCAUGUACAUCUACAAGACAUCUCCCUACUGGCUGAACCUCAGGGAGCUGUGGACGAAUUGGCCCCAGCGCGAGCUUUCCGGCCUCAACAAGUUCUACAUCCUGGCGCAAUGGGCUUUCUGGCUGCAGCAGAUUCUCGUUAUCAACAUUGAGGAGCGUCGCAAGGAUCACUGGCAGAUGUUCACCCACCACAUCAUCACUUGCACCCUGAUUUCCGCCUGCUACAGCUACCACCAGACUCGCGUCGGAAACCUAAUCCUUGUUCUCAUGGAUGUCGUCGACCUAUUCUUCCCCCUCGCCAAGUGCCUCAAGUACGUUGGGCUCAACACGCUUUGCGAUCUCAUGUUCGGCGCCUUCGUUCUGUCGUGGCUGCUUGCCCGUCACGUCUUCUACAUGAUGGUGUGCUGGUCCAUUUACACCCACAUUCCCGAAGAGAUCCCCGAUUCCUGCUACACAGGCCAGCACCCCAACCUCAAUGGACCGCUGCCCAUACCUGAAAGCAAGGGCUGGAUGCUAGAACCUUUCUAUAAGACAAACGGCAUUGUCUGCUGGAACUCUACUAUCCGCUGGUCGUUCCUUUCCACUCUACUUGUCUUGCAGGUAAUUACCAUUGGGUGGUUUUUUAUGAUUCUGCGUGUCGUCAUGAAGGUCCUUCGUGGUGGAAACGCCGAGGACACCCGCAGUGACGAUGAAGGCGAAUGCGAAGAGGAGGAGGAGGGUUACGUCUACGAGGAGGCCCAGGCACUCGAGGAGGAGGUUGGCGUUGAGGACAUUGACCUCAAGAGCUGGGAGCGGAGAACGGGUAUCAAGAGGCAAGCGAGCGCGUCGGGCGUUAGCCUACCGGGCCAUAGCGACCGCAAGGAGCUGCUUGGUAGAAUCGGCUGCGAGAAGCAGGUUGACUAAAUCUGACGAAUGGAAGCCACCCAGCGAAACAACGAAACGUUCUUGGUGGGCAGAGGUCCAGUGUAUACCACCCGUUGAUGUAUAGGGGAACGGAAGAGGAGUUAACAGAACGUGUCGUCGUGGUCGGGAAAAGACUGCGGCGCCACAUACUCACGUACUUUGCUAGAGCAUAGUGCGCGCCUGGAUGGCAGGC